AUGGCUGGGAACAAUCUCACUGAGGUGACCCUCUUCAUCCUCUCUGGAUUUGCAGAUCACCCUGAACUACAAGUCGGUCUUUUCUUAAUGUUUCUCUUUGUUUAUCUGUUCACUGUUUUGGGAAACCUUGGCCUCAUCGUGUUAAUCAGAAUCGGCUCGCAGCUUCAUACACCAAUGUACUUCUUUCUCAGCAACUUAGCGUUCAUUGACAUAUUUUAUUCGUCCACUGUAACACCCAAGGCACUAGUCAAUUUCCAAUCCCAACAGAAAACCAUCUCUUUUGUCGCCUGCUUUGUUCAAAUGUACUUUUUUGUGGGUUUGGUGUGCAGUGAGUGUUUUCUUCUGGGAUCGAUGGCCUAUGACCGCUACGUAGCAAUCUGCAAUCCCUUAUUGUAUCCAGUGAUUAUGUCCCAGAAAGUGUGCAACUGGCUGGGAGUCCUGCCAUAUGCAAUAGGUUUCACAAAUUCUCUGGUCUCAGUCUGUGUGAUAAGCAGCUUGGCAUUCUGUGAUUCCAGCAUCCAUCAUUUCUUCUGUGAUACCACAGCUCUUUUGGCCCUGUCCUGUGCAGAUGCCUUCAGCACAGAAAUGGUGAUCUUUGUGUUAGCUGGGAUCACACUUCUCAGUUCCCUGCUCCUUAUCACGGUCACCUACACGGCCAUCAUCUCAGCCAUCCUGAGGAUCCAGUCGGCCGCAGGCCGGCAGAAGGCCUUUUCCACCUGUGCGUCCCAUCUCAUGGGUGUAACUAUCUUCUACGGGUCCCUGAUCUUCACGUAUUUGCAGCCUGAUAACACGUCAUCCCUGACCCAGGCACAAGUGGCCUCUGUCUUCUAUACCAUUGUCAUCCCAAUGCUGAAUCCACUGAUCUAUAGUCUGAGGAACAAAGAUGUGAAAAAUGCUCUCCUGAGAGUCAUACGUAGAAAACCUCUGUCAUGA
Molecule: messenger RNA, 933 nt
Organism: Ailuropoda melanoleuca (giant panda)
Lineage: Eukaryota; Metazoa; Chordata; Mammalia; Carnivora; Ursidae
Product: olfactory receptor 8I2
Exons: 1
Coding region: 1-933 (310 amino acids)
Biological process (GO): G protein-coupled receptor signaling pathway
Cellular component (GO): membrane
Molecular function (GO): G protein-coupled receptor activity; olfactory receptor activity
Source: RefSeq, a predicted model, not a curated record